Messenger RNA from Python bivittatus (Burmese python), 564 nucleotides. NCBI's taxonomy places the organism in Eukaryota, Metazoa, Chordata, Lepidosauria, Squamata, Pythonidae. The record is from RefSeq and is a predicted model, not a curated record.
AGACGAAAACAGAACGUGGUUUACUUGAGCAGACCAUGAUGAACGUGGAGAGACACAGCUGCGCCGUGAGGGAGAUCUCCAUUUGUAUCCUGAUCAGAUUUACAUGGCGCACCGAGCCGCGGUUGUCGCCUUUCUGGUUGCCUACCAUCAAAACAAAGCACUUAUUGGAGAUCGAGGGCUUCUGCCAUGCAAGCUAUACCUGGAGAAUGUGAAGCACUAUUUCAAGGGCAGAAUCAACAUGGAGACAUUAAGCUACGCCCCAACUCUGAUCUGGUUCUUGGAUUGGUCCAACAUGAACAGCAUCCUCGAUGCCUUCGCUCUCAUCGGUUUGGCCAUCUCAGCUUUCGUCCUGGUCACCGGAUGUGCCAACAUGAUUCUCAUGGCUGCUGUAUGGAUGAUCUACCUUUCCUUAAUUAACGUGGGACAGAUCUGGGGCGUCGGAUAAGACGGAAUGUCGGAUAAGCAAAGGUCGGUUAAACGAGACUCUACUGUACAUUGGCAUAUUGGUUCUAGACUGGAAAUUCUUGUACCAGUGUGUCAUCUUAAUAAAACCUGCAAAGAGAA